This is a messenger RNA of Suillus paluster, 1724 nucleotides long. Its product is annotated as squalene synthase. Gene Ontology annotation, molecular function: squalene synthase [NAD(P)H] activity. Gene Ontology annotation, biological process: ergosterol biosynthetic process; farnesyl diphosphate metabolic process. Lineage: Eukaryota; Fungi; Basidiomycota; Agaricomycetes; Boletales; Suillaceae. Gene Ontology annotation, cellular component: endoplasmic reticulum membrane. The record is from RefSeq and is a predicted model, not a curated record. Bases 115 to 1542 code for a protein of 475 amino acids. The transcript has 5 exons.
UCGACUGUAUUUCAUCUCACUGUGGAAGAAGCGACAGCUGACAACUACUCUCUUUUUAUUCAGCACCACGACCUCCAAACUACCUCCUCCUUAUCCCUCUCGACGUCUGCUGCAAUGGGAAAAAUGACUUCAAUGAUGGGUCUACUCUUGACUCACCCUUUCGAGUUCAGAACUCUCGUUCAUUUCUACCUUUACCAUGAGACGAAACGCGAUAUCACCGCUCAGCAAGAGCACCCCACGUCAGGCUGGGACCGCGCCUCCAUGCGCCGCUGCUGGGAAUUCCUUGACAUGACAAGCAGAAGUUUUGCAGCUGUCAUCAAGGAGCUUGACGGCGACCUUGCAAGAACGAUUUGCAUGUACUACCUCAUUCUGCGCGGGUUGGACACCAUUGAAGAUGACAUGACCAUCCCCGACGAGAAGAAGCAGCCGAUACUCCGUAAAUUCCACGAGCUAACAGUAACGCCUGGCUGGAACUUCACCGAGAACGGCCCUGAGGAGAAAGAUCGCCAUCUGCUCCUUGAAUACCACACUAUUGUUGAAGAAGUUAAUAGACUACCACCACAAUACAAGACAGUCAUUCUUGACAUCUGUCAGAAAAUGGAGAAUGGUAUGGCGGAUUACGCACAUAAAGCCGUAAUCAAUGGCACUGUUUACCUCGAGACUGUUGCGGACUAUGACCUCUACUGCCACUACGUUGCGGGUCUCGUGGGUGAAGGCCUCACUCGCAUUUGGUCAGCUUCAGGCAAGGAAGCGUCCUUCCUCUGUGAUCAACUUGAACUGGCAAACUCUAUGGGUCUUCUCCUCCAAAAGACCAACAUCAUUCGUGACUUCCGAGAAGACGUCGAGGAGAAACGUUUCUUUUGGCCCCGAGAAAUUUGGGCAAAAUACGGCUUCGAGGAAAUGAAAGACUUGUACGAGAAGGGUGACGUUGAGCAUGCCACGUGGAUACAAAGUGGGAUGAUUCUCGAUGCCCUGCGACAUGCAUGCGACUCCUUGGACUACCUGCACCUGCUCAAGAACCAGAGCGUGUUCGUGUUCUGCGCAGUCCCCGUCACCAUGGCAAUGGCUACAUUGGCGCUUUGCUUCAUGAACCCAGAAAUGUUCCAACGGAAUAUCAAGAUACGGAAAGCGGAGGCUGCUCAUCUUAUCAUGCGGUCAACAAAUACGAGAGAAGUCGCCCUGAUCUUCCGGGAGUAUGCACGGAAGAUCCACCACAAGGCGAAGCCUCAUGACCCAAACUUCCUCAAAAUUUCGGUGAUGUGCUGCAAGAUCGAGCAAUGGUACGAACAAAAUUACCCCUCGUUCAUCAUACUCGGUGAGAAGGGACCGACAUUCGACUCUUCAGACAAGAGAACAGCCAUAUUCAGAGCAGAAGAGAAGCGGGCAGCGGAGCGCCUUACUGCAGACCCAAGGAACACACCCCUGCCUCAGGAUUUGUUCCCAUGGGAGCUUGCUACCUGGGUCGUUGGCGCGUCCUUGCUUAUGCUUGGUCUCAGCGCAUUCAUCGUAUGGGCCAUUCUCAAGUUCAUUCCUCAGGCAUAGGGAUCAAGGUUUGGACGUUGGACGGUUGCAUUUUGGUGUUUUGGAUUUUGGAAGAUGCAGUACAUACCAUACCCUUCAAACUUACUGUUAUCAUUAAUGGACUGAGAUGCUAUCAUGUGAUAUCCUUGUUUUUGUACUUUGGAUCAAUGUCAGUCCGUUUCAUGACACGGACCGACCGUUUC